UGAGAUGCUCAUAAAGGUACCAGAUGCUGACGAAAUCAGCUUUGAAUCGACAAAUAGUGAAAGCUUGAAAGUGAAAGAUCUGAUUGAGAAACUUUCUAAUGAUUUGAAAGAAAAAGAAUUGAUUUUUGUUGCUAACGGUUUUGUUUUGGAUCCUACUAAAAGCUUGAAAGAGUAUGAUAUUUCCGACACUUCUAUUAUUCAUUGUCUGGUCAAACACCGUCUAUUAGCUGCUCAUCACCCCAAGGAGAGGGCAAGAUCCAAUUUGCCCCCGAACCCAGUCGAAGUUGUUAAAUCUUUCCGGGUGCUGAUAGACCAGCUGGACAUGCCAUUUGGAGAGAAGUUGAAAGAUAUAGUGAAUAAUGAAGAGACAUUCGCGUCGCUGCUCACUACAGUUCCAGGUCUGAGGGAAGACCAGGAGAGUGUGAAGAUGUUGAAAGAUCUCUCAAUUCUUAAGCACUAUGUGAAGAAGGACAACAUCGGGGCCAUUAAAGAGAGACACCCUGCUCUGUUGUGUGCAAUCAGUCAGAUCAACAAACAACUCACGUCCAGUAUAGACACCCUCACUGCAAUGCAGAACCUCCUCAGUCGAGCGCACGAUGAAGAUAUGAGCGAAGACGACGACUUUUACGGCGGCGAAGACGAUUUCAUGGACACCGAUGACUUGGACACGCUGACGUUUCCGCCUGCUCCCAGCGACGCCCCCGGACAAGCAGCUGCAGCAUCUAGCAACACAAGCCAACCGAGACUAACGGCUGACUUUUUCUCACAGGCUCUGGACAAUGUCCUGGCUGGCCGAUCUGGAGGCGUAGGUUCCGAUGCUGGAUUUACAAACCCAUUGGCUCUACUGGGCGGGCAAACUAAUCAGCAGUCGUCAUCUCAGCCUCCUACUGCUGCUACGAUGCCUUUUGAACCGAGUGAAGAGCAAGUGAAACAAUUGGUGGAAUUGGGGAUAGCAGAGGACAGGGCCAGAGCGGCACUUAUAAGGACUGCUGGCAACUUCGAUCGAGCCUUAGACUUGCUGUUCAGUGGAGAAAUUUAACGGACUAGAUAAACUGCAAUAAACAUAAGUUUUUUGCAAGAAAGAAGACAACUAAAAAUUCCGCUCUUUUUGAUUUUCGGCUAUAUGAUCUUUUCAAAUGAAUGAUGGCGAACUUCAACGAAAAUGGGUUAACUUUCGCCGCGCGGAGGGAAAUAUUCCCCAAGAGCAAACGAAGACUUCAUAAAUUAGUUGUUGUAGUGAUAUAUUAUUAAUUAAAGUUAUAUAUAACUUA
Messenger RNA from Symsagittifera roscoffensis, 1271 nucleotides. RefSeq names its product ubiquitin-like protein 7. Bases 5 to 1039 code for a protein of 344 amino acids. Gene Ontology annotation, molecular function: protein binding. The transcript is spliced from 4 exons. The record is from RefSeq and is a predicted model, not a curated record. Lineage: Eukaryota; Metazoa; Xenacoelomorpha; Acoela; Convolutidae.